AUCUCUCAGAAUAUUGCUGACACAACUGCUACACUUCCUAGGAAAAGAACCAGGGACUUAUCAGCAAACAUUAAACAAACACGUCCAAGACUUACACCACCUGCUAAUAUUCGUGAGGGACCACCAAGAUUACCACACCCUUUACCACCAUUCUAUAUGACGCCUGCACCAUUUCAAGGCAAGGCUCCUGCAAUAGUAACCACAACAGGUCCUAUGUAUGUGCCCCACCUACAUAUCAGGCCUGGUCAUGAACACACCCAGAUUCCUUUACAACAACAUCAAAUUCAUCAAGCAGACCCAGCCAGCUUCAGACUGGCAACAUCACCUCCUUCUGCAUUCAACAGCUGCCACAAUGAGAAUUCAACCAGAGGUACAAAUACAUUUCAGCAUCAACCAGGGUAUGAACAUGUCAUGAUUAAUCCACACCAAGAUUACAAUGCAACCCACUCAUCAUUCCACUCUAAACACAUUUUUCAUGGAAACCACCCUCCCAUUCCUCCUGUGCCUGGCCACAGUUAUGACAUGCCACAGCAAUGGAGCUUUUUAAAGUUACCCCCUAUUGGAAACAUUUUUCAUUCUUUAAGUUCAAGUAAUUUAAGCCAAGAAAGUGGUAAACAUGAUCCUUGUGAGUCUGGGAGAUCUACACCAACAGAUUCUUCAUCAAUGACACCCCCACUUUGGGAGAGCAGUGGAAAUCUCGUAAGUGCAGGAAGACAAGAUCAUACUCAUAUUGACAGUCCUGUAAUGUUCAAAGGUACAUCAAUGUAA
Molecule: messenger RNA, 768 nt
Organism: Pocillopora verrucosa
Lineage: Eukaryota; Metazoa; Cnidaria; Anthozoa; Scleractinia; Pocilloporidae
Source: RefSeq, a predicted model, not a curated record